UUUAUAGUAUUAAAUGAUCAGAAAAUUUCCUAUCAAUUUAAAUAUUGAUAUACAAAUGAUAACACAUGUGUUCAAUAAAUUUAUGUUAAAAUUACUUGAAUUAUUUUCAAUUGUUUUAUAUUAAAAUAAAGUAAAAAUGAAUGUAAUCUCUAAAAGAUAUUCUAAUAUUACUUUAAUUUCCAGAAAUGUAUUGAAUGAAAAUUUUGUCAUCAGAUCUAAAACUAAAAUAUUAUUAAACAAUGUUAGAGAAGCACAUAAUGUAAAGGCAUUGAAGAGAGUGUUGAUUGCAAAUCGUGGAGAAAUAGCGGUUCGGAUAAUGAAAACGACCAGAAAGUUAGGUAUUGAGACAAUAGCUGUUUAUUCAGAUGCCGACAGACAUUCAUUACAUACAAAAUUGGCGGAUCAGUCCUACUAUAUCGGUGGCUCCCAAUCCAAUCAAAGCUAUUUAGACAAACAAAAAAUAAUUAACACCGCGAUUGCCGCCAAUGUUUGUGCUAUACAUCCCGGGUAUGGCUUUCUCUCAGAAAAUGCAGAGUUUGCUGAUAUGUGUGACAAACAUAAUAUUAUAUUUAUUGGACCGAAAGCUGAUGCCAUAAGAGAUAUGGGCAUAAAGUCUACAUCUAAAGUUAUUAUGUCAAAUGCAGGAGUUCCAGUUGUUCCCGGAUAUCAUGGAGAUGAACAAAAUGAUGACUAUUUGUUAGAAGAAGCUAUCAAAAUAGGAUUUCCAGUUAUGAUUAAAGCAAUUAGAGGUGGAGGUGGAAAAGGUAUGCGAACUGCACUAAAGGAAAGUGAUUUUAAAGAGCAAUUAGAGUCCGCCAGAAGGGAAGCCAUCAAAUCAUUUGGUGACGACUCGAUGCUUAUCGAAAAAUUUGUGUCAAAUCCCAGACAUAUUGAAGUUCAAGUGUUUGGCGACUCAUUUGGAAAUUAUGUUCACCUCUUUGAAAGAGAUUGUUCAGUACAAAGAAGACAUCAAAAGAUUAUAGAAGAAGCGCCGGCACCGCACAUAACACCACAAACUCGACAAGAGUUAGGUAUGGCUGCUGUCAAAGCUGCUAAAGCUGUUAAUUAUUUGGGCGCCGGAACCGUUGAGUUUAUUUAUGAUACAAAAGAGUCAAAAUUUUAUUUUAUGGAAAUGAAUACUCGUUUACAAGUAGAGCAUCCAAUCACUGAAAUGAUUUCGUCAACUGAUUUGGUUGAGUGGCAGCUAAGGGUUGCUGCGGGAGAGCCGUUACCACUCAAACAAAGUGAUCUCACAAUAAACGGACACUCAUUUGAAGCCCGAAUUUAUGCUGAAGAUCCUGAAAAUAAUUUUAUGCCCGGAGCCGGUCAAGUGACUCAAAUAAAAACUCCCGUUCCUUCAUCGGAUGUAAGAAUAGAAACUGGUGUCAGAUCUGGUGAUGAGGUAUCAGUACAUUACGAUCCCAUGAUUGCCAAACUUGUAAUUUGGGGACACAAUAGAGACAAUGCUCUGAAUAAAUUGAGACAAUGUCUAAAUGAAUACAAUAUUGUUGGACUUAAAACAAAUGUUGAUUUUUUGUUGAGACUUACAAAUCAUCGGGAAUUUAGAAACGGAAACGUUUACACAGAUUUCAUCAAAGAUUACUUUAAUGACUUGUUUGCCAAAACAGAGACAACAAAUGAGAUGUUGUGUUCAGCAGUUAUGGCACUUAUUUUACAAGAAAAAGUAUCGCUAAUGAAUCGCCAAAAUAUUUCUUGUGAACCAUUGUCUCCAUUCAAUUCAUGUGAUAACAAACGUCUUCAUGAAAUACCAAUCUUUCGAUACAUUAAUUUAGUUGAUUCCCAACAAACGUCUUUUGAAAUUAAAGUGAAACUCAAUGUCGACAAAACAUUUCAAUUGACUGUUGGUAAUCAUAUAAUUGAUAAUAUUGAAGCUGAUUAUGACUUAGACUCUAAUAAUUUAAUUAUUGAUUUAAAUGGCAUUAAAAAGAAACAAAGAGUUCUAAUAACAGACAAUCAAAUAUCUAUUUUCAGUAAAGAGGGAUCAAAUAGUUUUAAUCUAAUAAUUCCUGAAUAUUUGCGGACACAAAGUGCAGAAUCGGAAUCGGAUUGCAAAUCAAUAUUGUCUCCAAUGCCUGGAAUUAUCGAUAAAAUUCUUGUAUCUGAAGGCCAGGCCGUCAAAAGUGGAGACAAUCUUCUAGUUAUGAUAGCCAUGAAAAUGGAGUACGUUAUCAAAGCCAAUGCCGAUGUAGUCAUCGAUAAAUUAUUAUACAAACCGGGAGAUAAUGUCCCAAAAGGUGCACAACUAUUAAGUUUUAAACAAUAA
Oppia nitens is the source of this 2284-nucleotide messenger RNA. RefSeq names its product methylcrotonoyl-CoA carboxylase subunit alpha, mitochondrial-like (gene Mccc1). NCBI's taxonomy places the organism in Eukaryota, Metazoa, Arthropoda, Arachnida, Sarcoptiformes, Oppiidae. Gene Ontology annotation, cellular component: mitochondrion. The transcript has 2 exons. Gene Ontology annotation, molecular function: metal ion binding; ATP binding; methylcrotonoyl-CoA carboxylase activity. Bases 137 to 2284 code for a protein of 715 amino acids. The record is from RefSeq and is a predicted model, not a curated record.